Mesocricetus auratus (golden hamster) is the source of this 3338-nucleotide messenger RNA. It is a transcript of the gene Heatr4, whose product is annotated as HEAT repeat containing 4. NCBI's taxonomy places the organism in Eukaryota, Metazoa, Chordata, Mammalia, Rodentia, Cricetidae. Bases 142 to 3141 code for a protein of 999 amino acids. Gene Ontology annotation, molecular function: oxidoreductase activity; protein binding. The record is from RefSeq and is a predicted model, not a curated record. The transcript is spliced from 17 exons.
AGUGGACACUUGUUACUAAUCUUAGAACUGCUCUUUCAAAAGUGUGCACCACGAUGUUUUGUUUUGCGCUGUCUGCACGUGCUUAGCCUACAUGCCCUGCUUGUGAACCAGCAGUGUGGAUAGGAAGAUUUGAAGCGCAACAUGACCAAGCACAAAAAGAAGAGGGCUUCCUCCGUCCGGUGCCCUGAGCCAUGGCCUCCUCGGCUGGGAUGGGGCAUGACCUUCCUCUACACAAAACCCACGGACAAGGUGGGGUGCACCUCGGUCUCCAGAGUGCCACCUGUCUUCCCCUGCAGGCCACAGCACUGCGAGCGUGUCAAGAACCAGUAUUUGAAAAAGGCGGCUGCCGACCUCUCCUUCUCUCAGGACGUGAGGUGGCAGCGGGGACUGCCCAGCAUGCCUUUCAGUCAGUACAGUUUUGAGCACGUCUACAACACGGAUGACAUCAUCCCACCUGUGCAGGCCCGGGAGGCCCACACCGAGAAACCUGCCUACACCAAAGCUCUGCGGACCUCAGAGCUCUUGGCAGGGGACACCCCCCAUUCUGCAAAGACACAAAGCCCUGUGGGUUCUAAAAAGAAGCAGAAAAAACCAAAGCCCAGAGAUUCGGACCAGAAAGCAUCUACCCCACACUCUCACUGUCCCCCCUUGAAAUCAGAUAUACCAGACCUGUCCCCCUCUACCGAUGACAGUCUGGAGGAAAGGGAAACCUGGCUUCCACCCGGUGAGAAGGAGGCCCGGAGCUGGGAAGCCUUCGUGCUGGAGAAGCUGGACAAGCGCACCGCGCGAUGGAUCCAGAGCAAGCGUCCACCGAGGCCUGGGCAGUCGCCCAACAAGUGGCAGAGCUUCCUGCGCCAGCAGUACGACUGGAGCCACAUUCGGGAUGAGCUCACUUCAGCCAGUGACCUGGACCUCCUCAAAAAGCUGGAGGAAGAAGAAACAGCAGAGUUUGAGGGCGAACGUGUCACCGUGCCCCCCAAGGAAAUAAAGAAGCCGGAGAUGCUGCUUCCGGUUUUCUACAGGUUACCUGGCUACUCCCCACAAGAACAGACAGUUGAAAUUCUGCCUGGCAACAACAAGACGGCCGAGGAUAUCGCAGAAGAAAGGAGAAACUACCAGCCUCCAAUUCUGAAUCCCUUCCGGCAGGUGAACCCCAGAGCUGGAGAGUAUGCUUACUCUACAGAAAACAUCUUCGAGCAGGAGAUUUACUUUGACGGAGUGAAGAUUGUUCACCAGAUUGGUGGGAAGAAUGACCAAAUUGUCUUGGAAAACCUCAAUCGGUACGACAAGCACCUAUCUCGGAUCUUCCCUGAAAGCCCAGAAAAGUGGAGUUUCCAGCCUGUUCCUGAAACACCUCAUAAGCUCAAGAAAGGAGUUCAGCGUUGGGUUGCGUUGCCCACCCCGGUCAAGAGCCUUCUGCUGCAGGUGGGUGAGGAGGACACGUCUGACAAGCCUAGAAGAGUGAAGAAGAAGGUUGAACCCCUGAAGGAGGAUGUGACUUGGGAGCUGGCAGUGCUGCGGAAGAUGCUGCAGGAGUGGAAGACGGCCUGGGCACUCAUUAUCGAAUGGCAUCAUGAGACAGUGGAGAACCUAUUGCGGGGCAUAGUAAACAUGUAUGAUGACAUGAGGAUCCACGCCAUUGUCACAUGUGCUACCGCUGCUUUGGAAAGGCCCCGGAUUGCCCCUAACAAGCAGGGCUCAGUACCAAUUAUUCCGGACUUGCCAGAGGUGCUCCUGCCUGCUCUAGAGGCUGCUCUGUCUGACAGGAAUCCCAAUGUGAGGAUGGCAGCAGCCAUAUGCCAAUAUGCCAUACAGUCACAUAAUCCCACUGCCCGGGACAUCAUGCAGACUGCACUUGUGAAAGGUAAUAGUGUGGACAGCUGGGCCGCAGCUCAGUGCUUGGCUCUGGAAGGCAUUGCCACCUACCCAGUGAUUAAGAGGAUCCUCCACCAGCUCUUUAACAAGAAGAACGAGGCCACAGAGGAACAGUCUUGUAUCCUCCUGGGCCAUCUCAGUGGGAAGACGACCCUGAUCCACACAAUGCUCGCUGUGGAGCUGAACAGCAGGCAAUGGAAGGACCGCAUUGUGGCCUGCCGCGCUUUCUCUCGGAUCAGUGGAAACAUCUGUAUAGAUAUGAAGCAUAAGCUAAUCGAGCUGAUGUGGAAUGACUGGAACAAAGAAGUCAGGCAAGCGGCUGCCAAAGCGCUGGGGCAGAUGAGCCUUGGGAAGGAGGUGCAUGACAUGAUCAGGAUUAAGCUGAGUCAAGGAAAUUCCCAGGAGCGGAUUGAGGCCCUCUCCCUGAUCCGUGUACUCAAGCUCAUGACAGCCAAGCUUCUCCCAAGCUUCCUGAGCUGCUUCUCGGAUGAGUUCAUAGCAAUUCGACAGGCAGCUUGUAUGGCGGCAGGUGCCCUGCAGAUCCGAGACAAGAUGGUGCUUGAAUGCCUCCAGAAUCUGAUGAACAAAGAUCCCUACUGGAAAAUCAAGGCUUUUGCCAUUCGAGCUUUGGGACAGAUUGGGCAAGUAAGUCCCCAGCUGACAGAUCUUCUGCUCUGGGCUAUCCACUAUGAAGAAUCACCAGGUGUACGACUGGAAGCUUGCCGCAGCAUCCUAGCCCUCAAGCUUCAAGGAAGCCAGGUCAGGGACACCUUUCUGGAUGUGCUGCUCCUAGAGGACCACGAGGCUGUUCUUAAGGAAAUUUACCAGGCAAUGACAGUACUCAACUUACAAAUUGAAGGAAAUCAAGAAAUGCUUCAGGAGAUCAAGAAGAAGAUUGAAACACUAAAUCAAAAGGACUUGCUGACAGAGAAAAUACUCAAGUUGGAAGCGGCUAUAAGAUAUGUGAAGCAAAAAGGAAUACGUGUUUACUCAGAACCCAUAGAGGGCCAAAACCCAAUGGAACUCCAAACUUUUCUUCAAGACGUUUUUGAGAAUGAAGAGGCUCCUCCUGUAAGAAGAUUUGAGUUUUGUGACACCGAAGCAGUCACAAAGAGUGUGCGGCCCCAAAUGCCGAGUCCCUGGCUAAGGAGUCAUGUUGUACAAUUCUCCGCACACAGAAGUCGCUCACCGUUUUUCAGGGAUCUACGGACUGCCCGGGAAAAAAGGAUUGAAAGAGGGCCCUUUGGAUCCGACACAGAUCUCUAGCUGGGCAAAUUAUUCAGAGAAGAUUGUUUUCUAGCACCCAUCUUCUCUCCAUCGGGGAAAGCUGCCCUGUCUAGGCUGACUGCUUCUCCUGCUCUUAGAUAGUGACAGCAGUGGACAGACCACACUGUCUCUUCCACUGUUACUGUACAAUGUUCUCGAAAUGUUUACAAAGAUAAACUAUUUAUCAAUAAGCUUUA